AUGAGCUACUUUUCUGCGAUAAUUUUUUUGGUGGCUCAGGUACUGGUCGUGUCAGGUCGUGAGCAAUUGGAGCAGAAGAAGAUUCGAGGUCAGGAUAUAGAUUCAUCAUUUGCAUUAGAAACAACAACAGAGUAUAUUCCUCCAGUAUAUGAUUACGUGGAUGUAUAUCCAGAAAUAUGCAAUGAGAAUCAAACAAAAUACAACUGCAAUAAUCAAAGAUGUGCGAUCGGCAAAGGAACUGAGAAUUCGAUGUGCGAGGGAAAUUAUGAUAGGUGUAAGUGCAAAAACGACUACUGGUUGAAUUCAACUGACUCUUAUGUUUUAUACAAAGAUUGUGAUGUACAUCCUCGUGGUCGUUUUACUUGUUGA
Cotesia congregata is the source of this 369-nucleotide messenger RNA. NCBI's taxonomy places the organism in Eukaryota, Metazoa, Arthropoda, Insecta, Hymenoptera, Braconidae. The record is from the annotation of a GenBank genome assembly.